UGUAGUGCUGGGUCCACCGCUAUCGCCAGGGCUGGCGUAACUAUCGAGUACGAGCAGUUAUCGAUGUCUGGCCCUAGGCACACUGCAAUUACGAAAAUAAUUCACUUUAUUUUUUGUAUUUUUCCGGUUUUUCAUGACAAAAACGACCAGUUUCCAGCGCUCGGAAACUCAACAAAUAGCCAGCUUUCCCAAAUAAAGUGACCAAUGGACUAUGCCCCAAAACCAUAGGGCAUCGCAUUAACGCGAUAUUUGAUUGGCCAACCCUGCGUUUGGCUUUUUGUUGUUUUUCUAUUUACCUGGUUAUUUUUUUGGGGGGGAAAAUUACAUUUAAGUGGAAAGCGAAGAGUUUUCCGCGAAAACAAGCUAAAAUCAUGGACAGCGACAAGCAGCUGGAAAGGCAGCUGGAGAAGGAGCUGGACGAGAUGCCGGUGCAGGAUUUGGACGACGAUACCUACGAUGAGUACGAUCUGAUUGUGAUACCCGACCAGAGCAAGACAUCGCCAAAGCGGGCGCACAUCGAUGCAGCGCAGCAUGAAGCCAACACGGUCGCGCCAAAACUGGAGGAGCUGGGCCAACGCAUGCGCCCCACUUGGCCACCGUCGUCCGCUGGCGGCGAUAUGACCACCAUUGAGCUCAUCUCAUCGGACGACGAGCCGUCGGUGGAGGAGGCUGUGGGAGAUGGUAGCGAUGGCGCUGGCGGCGCGGGUAAUGGUUCCACCAGCAGUAGCGAUGAUGUGGGCGUGAUCGAGGAUUCGGACAGUGAGAUGUCCAGUGACAGCGAUAGCGUAAACGGCGGAAAUCAGUUGGAGCGUUCGUACGAGGAGCUGAAUGCUCUGCCCAACAAACAGUUCGCCCAGAUGGUCACCCUCAUCGGUAUCGCAUUCAAACUGAAUGACCUGGAGAAGAUCGAGUCGUCGGUGCUGGCCCUGCAAAAAGUGGCCACUGUGCCGGCUCACGUGUGGCUGAAGUAUCUCAAGGCCCGCCUAGUUGUCACCCAGACGGAGGACGAGCGCAAGGCAUUCGAGGAGAAGUGCGCCAAAGCCUUGGGCUACUACUACAACAUACCGCUCUCCGAAUACAUUGUGAAUUACCUGGUGGAUCAGGGCAACGUGGAGAACCAUGUGCUGUGGGCCAAACUGCUGGCGGACUACGACGUUGAGCGUCCAGACUUUGGCGACAAGCUGCGCACGCUGCUCACCACAAUUAGGGACGAAAAGGAGGCCGCCGCCUUCGAGGAACUGCUACAGAAGCACUGCGUCAGCUGGAAGUGCAGCCAGGAGCAGCGACAGAUUAUCAAGCCCGUCGUGGACGAGUUUAAGCGACAUCUGGACGAGAUUGGACGUGGUUGGGACUGGUCGGAGACCUACAAGCGCCAUGUCGUCGAUGUGGAGGCGUUAUCCCUCGAUGAUGACCUUAAGAACGCUGUUAUCCGUUUCAUAUUUGAGCGCUCGGUGGCCAAGUUUCCCAUUGUCGAUGUGCUGUGGCUAUCCUACAUCGAAUUCAUCCAGGGCGAUGGCGGCAGUGUGGCGGAGGAUGAGGAAACCGCCGAAUUGGCAGCCAAACGGACCAGCCGGUUGAGCAAAGGUUUCCUGCGCAACACGGCCCUGGAUUUGGCCAUGCGUGGUGUGCGCAGUCGCCCCAGUGUGCGACUGAAUCACCGAUACCUCGACCUGAUGGAGCGUGCCGAUUUUGAGCAGCCGGAAGUUGAUCAACAGAUACGCGCCAUAUUGCAGCGCAUUGUGCCCGACAUGGACAUGACCGUGGAGCUGCACCUGGACUAUCUGGCCUACUGUGUGCGCAACACCAAUGCCGGCGACGAGGAGCAGGCCGCCAGUCUGCGUGCCGCCUUCAAUCGCGUGUGGGAAGAGCUAUCCGCGCUCUACGGCGACGAGGCGGACACCAGGUACGAGGUGCUGCAACUGUGGGCCCAAGUGGAGUACACGCACCUGGCCAGUCCGGCCAAUGGCUGGCACAUUUGGCGCCAGAUAAUGGGUUAUCCGGGCAGCUCGCAUCGCGGCCUGCUUUGGCUGGGCUUCGCCCAAAUGGAAAGCGAAUACAAUGCUGGCCAGGGCACACGCGACGUUCUCCGCGAGGCGCUCUCCCAGCCCGUCCUGGAGGAUGGCAUCAUGGUGCAGGAGCUUUACCGCCGCUAUGAACGAUGUUAUGGCACCUACGAGUCCAUUGCCGCCUGCCAGGCCCUCGAUCUGCCCGCUGAAUAUAUGAAGCCGCGUUCCCGCAUCAAGCCCCAUACUCAGUUGGCCAAUUCUCGCCCACAGAAGCAGCAGCAGCAUCACCAGCAGCAGCAGCAGCCUCGCCAGCAAUCACAAUCGAAUCGCGAGCCACUGAAUCGCGAGCAGCGACGUCGCCAGGCGCACGAACAGCAACAGCAACUGAAGCAGGGCAAGAAGAGGCCACUGUCCACACAGGCGGCCAAAGCAGAGACAUCCGGCGGAGCCUCGCAACCAGCAUCGAAGGCCAGGGAGCCAGCCAAUGCGCAACCAGAUGCAGAGGCCAGGGAGUCGAACUUUAAGUACUCGCCCAACAUGGAGAUCAACAAGAUCUUUGUGAGGAACCUGCAUCCCGCCUGCAGCAAGGAGGAGUUGCACGAGCUGUUCUCGCCCUUUGGCAGCAUCAAGGAUGUGCGCCUCGUGCACAAGCUAAACAAGCAGUUCAAGGGCAUUGCAUACGUGGAGUUCGAGAAGCCGGGAGAGGCUCAGAGAGCGGUGGCUGGACGCGACGGUCACCUGCUGAAGGGCAUGAAUAUUUCCGUGGCCAUUUCCAACCCGCCGCCGAGGGGCUCAGCCGCCGAUGUUGCCAAGCCCAGUGUGGCGCCCAAGAGACGUGUGCCCACCUCGCUUAUACCAACGAGUCUGGUGCGCCAGGAGGUGGCCGCCAAGAAGCGACGCUUGCUGCUGGUCGAGCCAGGCACAUCAACGGCUGGCGAGGCCACCGAGCCCGAGGCUAAUGGCGCAUCGGUGGCCAACGUGGAGCAAAAGGCGGAAGAGCCAACUGCUGCGCCCAAGUCAAACGAUGAUUUUCGCAAGCUGUUCCUUAAGGAUUAGGCCACAAAUGCCGGCGGCUGAGCCUGGUGCCAGCAGCGAUUGGUAGUUUGCAGUCGCGGACGAAGAUUCGGAGCUUACAUUGUUAGUUUUAAGACAACCUUAACUGAACCGAUGGGCUGGAGUUGUGUACAAAGUGAAGCAGACCUAAGACAAUGAUUUUUUUUCCGACACAUAAUUGGUUUUUAAGUGCGAGCCAUGUAAACAAAUGACGAUCAUACGAGUGAAUCUCGCAUUUGUCGAGCUUGUUCGAAGUUAUGCAAGUUGUGCAUGUGUCAACUGAUCGAGUUGAGUAAUCUUGGCCAGAAAACGCCAUUUGUUGUCUACGAAAUAAAAUGUCGAAAUAAAAUGUACAAAAAUCGA
Drosophila erecta is the source of this 3422-nucleotide messenger RNA. RefSeq names its product RNA-binding protein 4F (gene Rnp4F). The transcript has 8 exons. Gene Ontology annotation, molecular function: RNA binding; protein binding. Gene Ontology annotation, cellular component: nucleoplasm; ASAP complex; cytoplasm. Lineage: Eukaryota; Metazoa; Arthropoda; Insecta; Diptera; Drosophilidae. Gene Ontology annotation, biological process: mRNA splicing, via spliceosome. The record is from RefSeq and is a predicted model, not a curated record. Bases 372 to 3062 code for a protein of 896 amino acids.